AUGAUGCUGUCCUUUCUGAAGGAGGAGCACCUUCAUGUUGACCUCACAGAACAGCACGCAGCACCUCCUCAACACUUCAUCGCAGGCGCUUCACGUUCACAGCACACAGAUUGGUUGGACUCUCAGUUUGCCGAGGAGGGCUGGGUCCCAUAUUACUCUGCGUCUCCUUACGUCAGUGGUCAUAACGGCCACCAUCACUUCAGCGGCGAGAUCCAAUCACCUGCACACAGACCAUGCAUCGUGCACAAAGAGCCGCUUGGGCACUUUUUGUCAGGCUCUGGCAACAUUCGCUCUGAAUUGCAUACAGAGUGA
Knipowitschia caucasica is the source of this 312-nucleotide messenger RNA. Lineage: Eukaryota; Metazoa; Chordata; Actinopteri; Gobiiformes; Gobiidae. The record is from the annotation of a GenBank genome assembly.